CUAUAAUUAGGGUUUAUGGUUAUCCAGCAAUUAGACCAAUUUUGAGGGAGAGAAAGACAGAGAGAUAGAGAGAGAGAGUGAGAGAAUUUCAAUGGCGUCAAGGGUUUCUCUGAAGGCGAAAGGCAAGAGUUCGAAGGGGUCGAAGGCGCCGGAGGAUCGAUCCGCGAGUGAGAGUCUGAAAGAAUGGACCACAUGGACGAUGAGGAAAGCUAAGGUCAUCACCCACUAUGGCUUCAUCCCUUUGGUCAUCAUCAUUGGUAUGAACUCUGACCCCAAGCCUCAACUUUCCCAGCUUCUAAGCCCUGUCUGAUCUCAUUCCCUCGCCGUUUCUUCAUCUCAAAUCGCAUCAACGACGGGUCGCUUCUUCUUCUUCUUCUUCUUUUACCCCCCUUUUUUAUUUAUAUCUUGUAAGUUUGUGGAUCUAAUUUUACUCUCAUAUCUGAUGUGAUAUGAGGAGACCUAAGUGGAUUAUAUGUAGCUUGUUUGAUUUUGGAUAAUUUUCUAAGACGCAGUAGAAGAAUAAUACCCUUAUUAUAUUUGCUAUUUUCAACUAUUGUCUCAGUGUCUUAGUUUGUUUUUCUUGACGAUGGUAAUCGUUUGAUAAAUAAAUAUGUUUUGAGCUA
This is a messenger RNA of Gastrolobium bilobum, 623 nucleotides long. Its product is annotated as mitochondrial import receptor subunit TOM7-1. The coding region runs from base 92 to 310 and encodes 72 amino acids. Gene Ontology annotation, biological process: protein import into mitochondrial matrix. Gene Ontology annotation, cellular component: mitochondrial outer membrane translocase complex. The transcript has a single exon. NCBI's taxonomy places the organism in Eukaryota, Viridiplantae, Streptophyta, Magnoliopsida, Fabales, Fabaceae. The record is from RefSeq and is a predicted model, not a curated record.